This is a messenger RNA of Cinara cedri, 9973 nucleotides long. Lineage: Eukaryota; Metazoa; Arthropoda; Insecta; Hemiptera; Aphididae. The record is from the annotation of a GenBank genome assembly.
GUUUAAUUGGCCAAAUCAGACGUAAAACAAAACAAAUUUUAGUUAAAUCUAGUAAGUUUAAAUAAUAGGAUUGAAUAUAUAUAAGAUAUACAAUAUGUUGACUAUUGUAUUUUCUUUAAUGAAAUGUAUUUAAUAUUGUUCCUAUUUUCCCCUUUUACCAGUUUUCCCAUAUUUUCCCUGGUUUUUCACCAAUUAAAACAACUAAAAAUGUAAAACAAUGACCUCUUCUAAGUACCAUCUCAGUCAGAUUUCUUUUCAAAAAAGUGCUACUAUUGUAAAUUGGAGCGGAAUUACAGGUAGAAAAUUGGUUCAAAGAUAAAAAAAAAUGGACUUCAUUGUAAAAUCAUAAGGUUCUUCCUCUAUUUAGAAUCUAAAAUGUAGUACUCUAUUUAAUACUAUAGAACUUUUUUCAAAACGUUUACCAUGCAAACCGUUUAUAUACAUACUGCAUACUUAAUCAAUCCAUUUUUUAACGGAAAAAUUUCUAACAAAUCUAAAACCUUGCAUUAGAAUUUGUUUAAGUAUCAAGCUAGUCAGAUAAUAUAUUCGAUAUAAUUUUAUCGAUUUUACAAUAUUUCUAAUUCCCGUGUUUAGGUUUUGAAAUAGGAAAAUAAAGUAUAGAAAAAUGUUAUAAUGGUUUUCCAUUUGUAUAGCCACCUAAAACAACAUCCAGUAGUUGGAGUUAUGAUUGUUGAAUUCUUCUCCCUCCUGAUUUCAACGAGGUGUACGUUUGGGAUGUGGACAAAAUAAAAACUUUGUCGAUGGUUAAAUGAAAAAACGAUCCCUAAAACUCUCAUUAGCAUAGGAUACUAGAAAAAUUAUCCGCUGUCGUAAUUACGAUUUUCCAAAUUUUUUACUCCUGGCUCUGACGCGGUAGGCGUCUUAAGAUUGAAUCAAAUUCAUUAUAACCAAAAACAAAUGUAAAUAGUGAGUAUUUUACGUACGGUUAAACUAUAUUGUGUAUGUAUUUAUAAUUUUAGUUUUGACCUAAAAAGGUUGGGUAUCACUGUACACUGUAUUGAAUUGACGUAAUUUAUUUGUCCGUGAUGUCAUCCUUAGUAAUUCAGUAUACCAGUAAAUCGUAAGUAUCAUUUGAUUACAUUGAAUUCGAUACUGCAUUUCAUUUCGUGAUAGUGAUUACACGUAUUCAUAAGUACAAUUCUCGCAUACAGUUACAAUAGAAUAUAAUAAAUUUUUUUUCACCGGUCCUUCAAACAUGAACACCUGUUUCUACUUAAUGUUGGUGCAUUUGGUGUCAAUAAUAUGUAAGUGACAUUUUUUGAACUUUAAAAUUAUAUUUUACACAGAUUAUUGAUUAAUAUUAGACAAAUAUCUAAUGAAUAAGUGAUAUUAUAAUACGAUAAUAAUUGUCCAAACCAUACUUAAUGUGCUAAAGUUUCAAUACUUAUUUUUCGAGAGUUGGUACAAAUAAAGUUAAGUUUUAUAUGAUUUAAUGAUCAGCGGAGAGAAAAAAGGCAGAAGGCGUGAUAAGGUUUCCGAUGACGCAAACAUUUAUUUAGGCUGCAUAAGCGUUUCAUUAAAUGUUAUGGAUUAUAUUUUAAGUCGAUGCCUGAACAAUUAUAUUAAAAUAGUCGGUAUUAUCGUAUAUUUAAUAGUAUCUAUACACCAGUCCCUUGCCUUUGACGGUUGGCAUGCGCAUUUAGCUUAACGGCCACAUGCGUGUACGUCAUGGCUCUCGUUCACUAUAAAAACACCGUGAUUUGCAAAUCCUGAACAGUGAGACCUUAUCGUGGGAACAAGAGUUAUGAGUCCAUCGUGGGAAUCACCCGGUCUUUCAUUGAGGCUAAGUGACUCAAUGGCACAGUCUUUGUAUAUCGCGCUCAUUCGUAUGUAAGAGCUGCUCCACGAUUCACCCAGACUAUCUACUUUAAUAGACACACACACUGGACUUAUAUACCACGUACUAACUAUAUUAUACAAUAUUAAUUCCAUACCUAUCAUUCUUCUUAAAACGCUUAAACUUUCAAACAUUACCUAAGUGACCGACUCCGACUUAGAUGACUCUCAUUCCCUGACAUUACACCACACACUUUUUGCCCAUUGGAACACGAUGACGUGACCAACGAGUCUGUGUAAGAAUACACAGACGCUCUUAUAUGAGAACAUAUGAGAACGUCCCGUGGGACAACUAUCACAUCUAGAUUUAUGCGUCCCACGGGAUAGAUUAAUUUGGUAUAAGCUCCUAACCACACGGAACACAUCUGUUCGGCUAGGAUGACAAGGCGAUGCUGAGCACGGCCUCUUGAUUUUUAGGAAAUUCAUAUGUCAUAUACAAUUUAUGAGCGGUAUUCAUGUCCCAGCAUGGAGGAAGAGCCUGCGGAUGGCGAUUCCAUUCACAUCGUGAGCAAAUUUCGCAUGCACAUUUCACUUUCGAUGACCUCACAACUUGAGGACUUGAGUCUAGUUGUUGAACAACAACUAAACUAGUGUGUUAAUAUUGUAUUAAAAUAAUCGAUAAUAUCGAUCAUUUAAUCUACACACUAGUGUCUCUCGUUUUUAUUGUCCUAAAUUAUCUUUUAGAUUUCCAAAAUCUUAUACCUCCUAUUAAUAAUUAAAAGUAUGAAGCAAUAGUUAAAAGCAAUAGUUCAUCUAUUGCUUUUGAUUUUAAGUAUGGUAAAUUUGCACAUUUACAAUUUUUCUGGCUGAACUGUCUGGCAUUGCCAGUGCCAAACACAUAUGUAAUAAAAUCAAUCCCAGUCUAAACUAUUCUAGGUAAGAUCCACUUCUUUUACUAAUCAGAUCAAAUAGUUCAAUAGUUCUAAAACCUUCUAAAAAUCUUCUAAACCUCGUAAAAUUGGUCGAACAGUUUUUGAGUCCUUAAAGGAUAUACAGACAGAAUAAUAUUUAUUUUAUUCAAUUUCAUCAUCGCAAUAUUAUCACCGCGCAGUACCUAAAUUUCUCACUAGGGAAGAAUUUCCCCUUCACUCACCGUUAGGAAACACUGAUCGAUACUUUUGAUUACCUGUUCAUUUAUUGAUUAUAUUAAUUAAUCAAUUAUUAAAUAACAAUGAAUGACUAUCGAGUAUUACGAAUAAUUAUUUGUUUAUGUACCUUUUAAAUAGAAUUUGAAUGUUUAAAUAAUUAUAUAAUCGAUUUAAAUAUGUUUUUCGUAUGGGUGAUCAAAAUAAUCCAGAUACAAGUAAUGAAGACAUUAAAAUAACAGCAACCAAUCUCUCUACAAUACAAAGGGUCAGGUGGUUAUCUGAAAACCAUAGCGCACAGAAAGAAGACUUAGAAGUUAAUCAAAAAAAUUCAUUAAAACCUUAUUUUGAAAAAACAAAAUCAAUGUUGCAGCGUUUACCUAGCAUAGCCAGAGGUCUGGGCAGAGCAGUAGUCUCAAACCUAUCUCCAGACGUAGCCCCAAAUCUACAUACAGACGUACCCAUGAGAUGGCGAAUAAUGUUGAAUUUUCUUACCGAACUAAACAAUGUAAACGCUUUUGUUUUGUUAAAAGUAAAGUCAAUAAUAUUGUAAAUAAUUUUAAAAUUUAUAACACAGCAAUUACAGAGACAGAAAGGUAAUAUUUUAGUUAGUACAUUAUAAUUAUUAUUAGUCAGAGUUACUAUAAAUUAGAUAAAGUUUAUUGUUUAAUCUACUGUGAAAUAUUCAAUAAGAACAUACGUGAUUAGGACAGGGUAACCCGUUUACUAAUCGAAAAAUCAUAGUAUUAAACUAAAUAAAUGAUGCAAAGAAUUUUUAACAGUAUGGUACACUGAUAUCGUGUUUAGCAUGGAAUGAGAUAGUUAAAUGUGCAAGGACUGCUACUGCUAUGGUGAGAGCCGAGAGCCGCGAAUGUGUAUAUGGAAACGUUUCGCAAAUAUUUCCUAUGUUAUAAAAAAAAAAAUCCAAUAACUUGUUUUAAAGUUACUUAUAAUUGAAUUUGUUGUGACAUUUUUAACCAUAACACUAAUGCUAUUAUACCAUAUUUCAGACAUAUAUUAUGCUUACGAAUGUUGUUGAAAUAAUUAUCUAUUUCUAUUAUAACCCCCCCCCCCACAUGUGUUUUGUAUGCCAACGUGUUUUCACCACAAACUUAAAUAAUAUGGACUAACAACAGUAGAAAUUUCAUUCGAGAUAUUGUUGCCUUCGACGUCAUUGUUAAUAUAUUUUAAUAUAAUGUAUUCUGAAAAAAAAAAAAAAAAUGUUCUUUAGUUGAUGUACAAGAUAGUGAUUGUUUGAUUUUCGUUGUAAUCUUCAUAAUACUUUUUUAAAAUCCGGGAACAAUAGAAAACAAAUGGGAAAGUUUACAGAAAUUAUAAAGCUAAUCAAUUUUCACAAAAUACAGAAAUUAACAUUUUCUACACACAUGUUCCGAACAUUCUGGCGAUAUUUGGGUUAUUUAUGGGUAUUUGAAAUUUGAAAUUUUUUUUUUUUUUGUUUUUAUGUGAUAAUUAUUUUGUAUAAAUAUAAUUAUGUGUAUAAAGUUGUCUAAAUAAGUUAAGAUUCUUGAAAACUUAACACGAGGAUUUUUUUAUGUUUAACUUAAUGGUUAUAAAGAGUCAAACGUAAUGUAAGUUAUGUAAUUAGUUUUUAAGCAUUUUAGGAUAAAAUAUUGGCCAUAAACGUAACAAGACUGUAUUUAAAAGCACUUAUAACGGAAUAUUGCUCAGAUAAAUUUUUAUUUCGCUAUGUUUCUUUCCAAUAUACACUACCCGUCACUAGUAUUUGCUCUUUGUUUUACAUUUAAAAGUUUAUUACAACUUAUUCACUGAUUUAAACGGCAAUAUUAUUGGGUUGUUAAAUUCAAAAAUCAGUACUUAAAAUAUUUUUGUUUCUCAUUUACGCACAGGAUGUAUCAAUUUAAUAUACUGUAAAGUUUUGUACCUACUGGAAAUUAUUGUAUAUUCACUGUCUAUAUAUAAAGCUAUGACUAAACAUGACUAUUUGUAAUUUUCAACGUCUAGUACCUUCUUCAUUCAAGAAAGGUGUGGAUAUGUAUACACUCAAAUUUAAGUUUGACAAUGAACUAUUUGAGACAAAACAUUAUGAAUUUAAGGCUGUACGUGAUAGAUAUAUAGCAAAGCAUUUACCUAUCGCUGAGGAGGAUGAAUCAGACAAAGAAAAGUAUGUUGAAAGAACAUAUAACUUAAUAUUAUGCAUAAUACAUAUAUUAUGAUACAUGAUUUAUAUGUGAAAUAUUAUAUUCUAAGUGUAGCGAAGGAGCUUUUAGUUUUACAAUACUGUUUUUUUAUUUUUAUAUUCCGAGUGUAGCGAGGAAUUUAUUGGUUUUACUAAGAUCAAAAUUAUCGGAUGACUUCUUUCAUUUAAUAUUGUUUUGAAAUCAAAUUUAAACAAAAAUCGCAGAAAAAUACAGCACUUCAAAUUAUGUAUUACCGAACUACGACCGGAAUUGUUUUUCGUCAAGUAAAGGCAUAUCGUUGAUUACAGAUAUCAAUGAAAUAACCUUAUGUACCCUACCUUCCCAACUUCUCACCUAUAACUGUGUCUGCUCCAUUUCACAGUAUCAGCUCUAUUUUAUUUUAAGUUGUUUUACGUUAUGAGUUUUGUAGUGCCCUACACUUAUAAUCGACAAUUGUAGGGAAAUCCGUUUUUUUAAAAUUAAGCAAUAGUUAUCAAGUAUUACACUGAAAGUAGUAAUCAUUUACAACUCUUAGACUUCAGUUAAUAUUUAUUUUAUCAUCUACUUCUACAUGGAUUUAAGAAUAUUCGUCUAAUAAUAAUAACAUAAAAUAUACUAUAGCUAAUAACUAUAAUUACUAAUAGCAUAUUUGUUAUAAUAAUUAUUAUUAUUAUUAUUAUUAUUAUUAUGUGUAUAUACCUAUAGUAUAAACCCAAUGUUGCCAUACUGGGGAAACAUAACACCAAUAACUACCGAAAACCAAUUCAUACAACGUGCAACUAAUAAACACUUUUUUCCUUACCACGUAAGUUCGUUAAUACCAUGAGUAUAAAAAUAAUAAUACUGCUAAUGAGUUACAAAUACAUUUUUUGACAGGUGGUAAUAGCGGCAUCAAUUGAUGAACGAGACAAAUGGUGCCAAGGUGCGUUAAUCAGAUCAAACUGGAUAAUUACUUCUAGAUCUUGCCUUAAAAAGUAAUUAUUUUAUUUAUAAUAAUAUAAUUACAAUGCAGUUUAUUAUUUUUUAAUCUGUUCAAUAGCAUUUUACAUUUCCGCGACAAGCCGGUAUUAUUACUUUAUGAAAAUGUGUAUUUUUGUCUUCAUAUUUGAGGUUAGUAAAAUGCCACAUUUUUUAAGGAGUACACAUAGGCAUUUACUUUAAAUGAUGCAGAAAUUCUGUCCGAUAAUACCGUAUACGCAAUGUUGUUUAGUUCAUCUUAUUUAAACCUGAAACAACCAAUUCCUCAUAAUAAGGACUGUGAUAAUUUAUCGGUAUGCUUACAACAAUAAAUGUAGUAGGUAUUUACUAAUAAAUAUAAUACAAUUACUAUAUUUUACCUUCUCACCUUUCCACGAGAAUAUGUGGACUACACAUGGAGCAGAGUAAGUAUAUAUAAUAUGGAUGCUGGCUUAAAGAAUAAUAUUUUUAACAAAUCAUUUAGAAAAAAUUAAGAGGAUUUACGGUAGUAGCUUGUAGUUUAAUUUAUUCGUACAUAUCUAAAUGUAUUUUAAUUUAUACUCAGGCACUUUGAUGUUGAAUCCAUGAAACCUGUGAGAGUAUUUUUGGAUGCAAUAAAUCAUAAGAGUUCUAAAAGUAUAUUUUAUUCUGAUGUAGUAUUAAGCGACCAUAUAACAGUUGGCCCGAUCUUGUUCGAACCGGAUCCAUUUGGUCUUAACGAUUUGACGUUAUUGAAGGCAAGUGUUAAGAAGUACAUAUUUAAUAUUUGUUUAAGUUUUAAAGGGCCAGGCGAUAAUAAGUAUUUUAGCAACAUUUAUUCGUCAACAAUGAUAUUUAUAAGAAAAAAUAGAAAAAAAAUAACAUACAAUUUACAAUCAAUAAAAUACUCAUUGCUAUGUAUUAACAAGUAUAGGAUAACAAUACAUUUUGAAAGAGUUAUAAUUCAGUGGUUAGAACAAAUCGAUUUUAAUGUUUUCAUAGUUUUUAUUUUUCUAUUGGUGAGGUGGGAGUGCAUUACUUGCAUAAUCGGGUACAUCAGUACCCGAUUGAAUUAUUAAUUAUAUGGAUCAUUAAAUUCAGAAAAAUGUCGACGAAUAUAACCUAGGAUUUUGUUUGAUCUAUUAGAAAUGUUGUUGAUAUGACAUGCAAUAUUAGAUUUAGGAUCAGAAAAUAAUAGGCCCAUAGUUCAAUGUAUCAUUUCAUCAUACAAAUUUCAAUCAAAUGAUGAGACUAUUUAAGCUUUUAAAAAUCUCAUUAUCUGGUAUUUAUUUCUAUUAAGAAUGAAAUUAUUUUUUUUUACACCAUUCAUAAGGAGAUUUUAAAUCAGAUUGAAGUAAAUCAGCUUCUACUUGGUUUUUCAAUAUACGGAAUUUAAUUAUAUCAUAUACACAUACAAAUCUUUGUUUUCAACGUCUUCAUGAACGGCUUUUUUCAAAGUGACAUUCUCUAAUUAUUAUUUCCUAAAUCUACGAAAUAUUUUUAAAUAUGAUUAUUAAUUAUACACGUUCAGUAAAAUGUCACAUUGGGAAUAUAAAUAUAUAAUAAUGUAACAUAGGUUUCGUUUUUCAUUCUUUUCAUAAAUCUUAACUUUUCAUGUUUAUUAGAAUCAAGGCGUUGAUCUUGACGUUUAUUUCUUUUAUAUUUUUUACUGUUGUAGUCUCAACGCUUGCUGAGCUAUAUUACAUAACUAAACUAUAUCCGGAAAAGUAUUCAACAGAAAUUACUAUGUUUCGAUUUCCGUGAUAUUUUGAGUACCCAUCGGCAACCUAGUCUCGGGUUUGGUUACCUCUUUCGUAUCGUUAGGUGUUAAUAUUAAAGCUGAUUCCAAGGAGUCACGGAGUCGAGUGCAUAAAUCGGUCAUUAGAGUCGAUUUUCCUCCCUUUGUUUUUUAUUUUCAUACAGAAACAUUCUUUACAAAACAAUAAAUAGAACACAACACACUAAUAGAACAAUACUAUACUAGAGAUUAAGGUUUAAAGUCGAAUCCAUCGAAGGGCAUUUCCUUGAUAUUAUUCAGUAAUGAGUAAUGGCAUAUACAUAAAACAAAACUUCUCUUAUACUCGAUAGUUUUUUUUUUGGGUAAAGCUUGAAUUUUUAAUGAAAAAUUUAAUUUUCUGAAAUUUGGAUAAAUUUUAGAAAUAAUCAAUUAUUUUUUCAAUCUAUGAACCCAACCUUUAAGUACAUAAAACAUCAGACAAAUUCGAUUGGCUAUUUAUCACCGACACGAAUAUAAUCGGAACCUAAAAUAACCAAUAUAUUUUACUGAAUAUACAUCAUCGAAUAUAUACAAAUAUAGUUAUAAUGUCAUAAAUAAGUUAUUUUCAAAAAGAAAGUCCGUAAUAGCUAAAUUAAAAACUAUGUAUAGGAUUUGCCCAGGGCUUAUUGAUGCCAAAUAAAAUUUACAUAAAAAUCUUUCCCUACCUGUUGAUAAUUUCGAAAUAUAUUUUAAAAUUAUAACUUUUAAUAAUUUUGUUAAUAUAUUAUAGCUGGUUACCGUGCCCAAAACCACAGAAGUUCCCGCCGUAGCUCUUGAAAUACUAGCGAAUGAUAUUGAGGAGGAGGUAUAUUGUUUCGCUGUUACCCGUUGUUCGGUGAGCAAAACAAGCUCUAGAAUAGAAUACAAUAUCUAACAAGUUAUUAUUUUUUUCGUUUAUGAAUGAAAACAAACAAAUUGUUUUUAUCAAUCUGAUUUUUUUUCCAAUCAACAAUUAUAAAGGUCUGCACAUUGAUAUGUUUUUCAGGAUGGCGUUGUGCGUGGUUUGUUAUAUGAACUGACAGACCAAGCAACUGAAAUGAACUUAAAGGUAAUAUUCUAAACUAUGUCAUUUUUAAAAAACAAUUUCCUUUAUAAGAUGUUUCUUAAAGCAUCCUCUUGUAGUUACUAUAAAAUGCUUCAUUCUAGAAUGCUUUGUCUUCCUUUUAAAUAAAACAGUAAAUAAAGAGUUGUGAUAUUAAUUUAUUCUCUACAUUGCAUACCCGAGGUCGGACCAUGAAUUAAAUUGGUCAGGGAGCGAAGUAACCAGAAGACAGCUAAUUCUGUAAUCAAAUAACAUAUUAUAAUCCAGCGAAUUUUUUAAAUUACGUAAACAAAAUAUAUUUAUAUUAUAAUUAUAAUACGAUUUAUGUAUUAUGGUUUUCAAUGUUUUUUUGUCCAAGGAACUGUAUCCUAUCCCUUUACACGUAUAACGAUCGCGAACUCUGCCAAAGUUUGGUAUCACUGAAGAAAGAUGUCAGUCAUGAAAUUUUUUGAAGGUUUUUAGGUUUUAAUAAAUUAUGGAGAAUAAGAUAAAAUGUCAACAUUGAUUAUAAAUUGCUUAUCUUAAAAUUUUCAUGGAUCGAUAAUAAUAAUAUGUAUAUUAUAAUUAGUGUAACUAUAAUUCAGAACAAUAUUUUUUUUUUUUUUUGGAAUAAUAAAAUGAUAAUUUUAUAUCUAGUUUAUGAAACCAGGAUCUAUCAUUGAAUGUGAUAACCAGUUGUUGAGCAUCAAAACCAACGGUACUUCGUUCUACCCUCUUAUCAGCGCGUUGAAUUGGAUAGACAAAAGUAUUCGGGAUGGAGAUAGUGAUACGUAAGUUAGCAUUUACUGAAAAAUUAUAUUAAUUCUGAAUUUGUUUUUUUUUUUUAAUGAUUUUUGUUUCAGGACUUUUCAAAUUGACCUACGUUAAGACAUACUUGAACAUUAUUUCACAAAAAUCGUUCACCAGAGUUCAUAUUAACAGUUAAAUUGAACAUGUUGAAUUUAAGUCAAAUUAUUCUUUGUAUUAUUAUAGAGUUAAAACUUAUAAUUGUUGUAUACAUGAGAUAAAAUCGUUUAGUUUUUCAUAGUGUAAUUUUGUUUUUAACUUGAUAUUAUAUGGCCAAAAAUUGUAUUGUAGACGUAUAAAUAUUAUAUAUUAUGCUACCCUUAAUCUCUGG